AUGACACCGGCAUCACCUCCGCCGACGCUGUCCCAAGUUGAUGCCCAAGACGAUGCUGCAUCGAGCCAUGCAACGGCAGCAGCGGGGUCCGCGCAAAGCGGCUUCCAAGAUGUUACUGCCUUGCUCUUCUCAGCCUGUGCCGACCUUCGAGAUGGCCAGAUGGUCGCGGUCCCCAGUUUCACAUUGAUGGAUUCGAUGGCGGCCGUGAAGAUCAUGGACGCAAGAAUGGAUUCGGGCAUGGAACUGCCCGCCUCAGAACUGCCAGAGUCCGAUCGUUUGGACGAAACACUGGAUCUUCCCGCGACGAAUCAGUUUGACCCGUUCAAGCCGCUCACGGUACCAGACUUGCUGUGGAUCAUGGACCGUCUCCUGGCGUGCGAAGCCGCUUGGCAUCAAGGCUCAGCAUUGUCCCAGACGCUCUACACAUGCCUCUACUUUCAUUCCAUCAACAGUCUUUCGCACAAACACCCUCGAUUUCAGCGCAAGGACAAGAACACGGCGGAGGAAGGUGUAUCGCGCAGGAACGAUGUGAACACAGGUACUUCAGGCUCAGAUGCAGAAAGCGCAACUCAGCCACCUAUGGAGCUCGUCUACAAGGUACUAAGGGCUUUCGUUCUCGCAACUGUCAAGACCAUCGAUAUUGCCUGGACCGAACUCACUUCAAAGCAGCAUCUCCGGGACGGGGAGGACUUUGGAUCGGACAAGAACGGGCUGAGCUUGCUCGAGACUACUGAUACCGGCUACGUAAUCGCCGAACUCGAGGACGCGCUAGGCUGGCUGCAGUCACAGCACGGUUCGAUGCCUUUGGGUCAAGUCGAAUCGCUCAGAACGAGGCUCAGCUUCCGCAAGCAGUUGCUAUAUGCUAUGCGAUUACUUCAAAGUCCAGCCGAAGCAGCUCCCUUGGACGUCGUGAUGCACACCAAAUUUGCUCGACGCAGUUGGUCUCUCUUGCAUCCUCCAUCGGACACGGAUCCCGUUCCUGAGACGACAUUGCAAAACGGAACUUCGCCGAGCAGCACAAACGGCCAAGCUCGAAAUACAUUUACACCAUUGCAGCCACCUGACCGCAAUGCAGCGCCGUCGAUCGCCUCUGUAGCCGCUUUUGAUCCUGCUUAUAACCGUCGUCUAGCAUGGUGCCAGGCGCUCAGACCCAUCUCUCUUCCUAACGCCCGCGACACCUGGCGCGUCCUGGACGGAAUUCUGGAAGAGCUUCAAGACGUCGUGCAUGUCUUGCAGCAUCCGGGCUUUCUCAAGUGGAAAGCCUUUUUCACACACCGCGCCAUCCGGUAUCAGGCCUCGCAACCACUCUCAGCGACUCCUUAUGUUCGUUCUCUCUUUCAGACCGCCGUGUGCGAUCGCAACAUGAUUGCGAGUCGUUUACCGCUGGAAAGGAUCACCGAAAACUUCUUCCAGGAGGUCGCGCUGAUCGAUCCGCUCCUUCUGCGUCGUGCAUCGAGAAUUGGUCGUAACCAGGUCGAGGGCGGCUCGCAGGCCAUGUGGAAUUCUCCGCCGCCUCUUGGCCAACGCAUCUACUACUUCAUGCAGAGGGUCGCGGGUCAGCUGGUGCAGUACCUGACCACGCUUUCGCAGAAUCGGUCUCGAUGCAAGCGGGCCCUUUCCUCGGGGCUGUACCGCGAAUGGGUCCACAUCUCGCAAGAAGCACAGGCCAUUGGACGCGAGCUCGAGGCUUGCCUUGCGCCCGGCGAGCGCUACCUUCCUGAUUCGCUAUUUGCUGCCACACAGCACCUGGCGCUCGAGUUCAUGACGCAGAUCACGCUGUCCGGUUUUGAGCUUGACCUGUACGUGGGCCAAACCGAUCGCGAAAGCAUGUGGUGGCUCGCCAGUCGUAUCCAGGUGGAACAAAAGAUUGUCUGCACCGAUCUCCGCGACGAGCUGUCCAAGUGGCUGCAGCAGACGUUGUCAGAACAGAAACCUCGCAUGCAUGCCACCACGAUCCUGUAUCUGUCGCAUCAGAUUCUGCUCGCGCAGGCAUUGGAACAGCUGGCCAUCAGCACCAUCAUACUAAUGCACUUGUCCGAGCGAUUGGCAACCCCAAAGGAGAAACCAUGUCCGUGGCCUCUCGAUUCAGAAGACGAAGCGAGUCGUCUCGAACUUGCCGGGGCCGUCUUUGCGAGCAGAAUCAAAUGGAUGCGUACAGAAGGCGGCCGAGGCAGGGGCGCAACCAACUCGGAGGAUGCAGGCGAGUCCCUGUGGCAAGAGUACCUCGCGUUCCGAAGCGAGCUCAAAGUCACCGACGACGUAACUUUAAAGACAAUAGCUCAAGAGCGACUGGACGAAGCGACCAGACACCUGCAGCAUCUUGUAGUUUCGUUGGACGGCGAGCAGAAACGCGAGCUCGGGGAUGAAGGAUUUGGCGAGCAGGUCAGAUCGCUGUUGGCGACAGCGCGCCACAACCAGGAGGCGAUGCGACCCGUGGCAGAACGGCUCGCAGCGACAUCGAGUGCAGUCGACGACUCUGCAAUUACGGCAGAAAGCGGGAACAAGGCGAACACCGAACAGAGCUUCGAGCAUCCUUGGUUCCCGAAAUGGUCUCCCCUUCGGCUCGACUACUACUCUACCGCGUCGACUUCAACAACCACAGACGGAGACUCUGAGGGGCUGGCAAGUGGAGCGAAGAAGCAAGCUGCGAGAGAAAGUACCUCUUCCGAAGGAGUCGAGGAGAAGUUCCAACGUCUCGGUCUCAAUGCCAACAUCGGUCGUCAGCUUGCACGCACACAUCCCAACAUCCAACAGCCCACACCAGCACAGUCAGCGCUCAUACCUGCCAUCCUUUCACCCAGCGACGUCAUAUUACGAGCACACACAGGCACAGGAAAAUCAUUUGGUAUCCUUUUGGCUCUGCUAAGCAAGCCACGAAUCAUUUUCAGAGAUCCGGCAUCGCGAGAUGCUCACGACUCGCGAUCAUCCUCCUCGAAAAGCAAGCGGAGCAAGCCGCAAACGGGAAUUGCCUCCAUCAUCCUGGUACCUAGCAACGAGCUAGCUUUUCAAUAUCUGCGCUGGGCCCGUUCUAUCUUCCCGGCCUCAAGCCUGCCGUCUCUGGACCCAGUAAUUCAGUGCUUGGUGCGUGGAGGUCUGGCUGGCACGGACGCACGCACACCCCAAGAGGAACUCGAACUGCUCAAAACGACUCCUCCGCAUAUCCUCAUCGGUACACCAGGACGCAUCAAAGACAUUCUCGACACACCCGCCGGCUCUUCGGUUCUGGGACUGGACACGCUCAAGACGCUGGUGCUGGACGAAGCCGAUGCAGUUCUGCAGCUUCCGGGGCGCUUCCCAUCGCACAAGCAGCGCUGGAAGCACGAGGUACACAAGGCACCUGGUCUGCUCCUUCUCAACGAAAUCAUGAAGCGAAGAGCCACGUUCUCAGGCGGCGAAAAGCACCUUUCGGCUGGACUGGAGAACCGGCCAGGCAAGAGAAGGGACGAACGGCGACCACCAGAACACGUGCGUCGGAACACGUACAAAGCAGCGGAGCACUUGAACAGCAUCGAUCCCGCCACCGGACUGGCCCUUCCUAAGCCACGUGGGCCUGGCGUGCAACCGUUGCAGCUGGUGGCGACGAGUGCUACAGCCAACUCGGUUAUGCGUCACUUCUUUGCAGCGCGGACAGGCUGGUUGCGGACGGGGGCGAGGGACAGCGGCAUGGCGUUUGCGCCGCAAGUGGGGCGCUGGAUCGACCUCACGGGAUUGAGCGGGAGAAGCCUGGUGGAUCAAGGGAUACGCGGUCUGUUUGGGGCCCACGAGCGAUCGCGGACGGAUGCGCUGAUUGAGACGUCGAUAGAGCAGACGCCAUCGACGAUGCCUGCCUCGAUUCAACAUACCUGUGUGGUUGUCGACGAGGCACCCUUAUCGAAGCAACUCUCUUCUGUGCCACUGCGGAACUUUGAGCCGAAGCUGGCUCGGAAGAAGGAGGGCAGCAUCAGCAGCACAGUUGCUUCUUUGCGCGAAUCCACACCGUCUUCAGAGGCCACUGCAGCCGGCAGCGGCGUGGGCGACGACUUUGCAGUGAUCAAGCCCGAAGAUGAGCCGCAGGAGCACGAGAUGGACCAGAGCCUGAUCGAAGCGCUUGCCUUUUGUUUUGCCUCGGAAGGUGUGGACCGUGGUCUUGCCCUCAUCCCGGCUCGAUGGAGUCUGUUUAGGACGCGCACUGCAUUGGAGGCUCUGGGCGUGACGGUGCGGCUAGCAUCCGACGUGGCGGCAACAUCUCCAGCACGACAAGAAUCUCACACCAGCCCAGAACUGUUCCUGCUGCAAACCACGUCUUCGCGCGGCCUCGACAUUCCCGCGCUCUCGCAUGUCUUCCUCGUCGGAUAUGCUUCCGUCAUCGACGCAGUGCAGUACGUCCACUCUGCGGGUCGUGUAGCACGCAUUGGUGGUGAUCCAGAGGUGCCCGUUGCAGGCAAGGUGGUCACACUGCUGCGCGGCCUGCCUCACGACACGCCGCUUCCAGCCGAGUUACACAGCCAAGCAGGGGCGGAUAAGCCGAAGAAGGCCAUUUCCACGUCGGAAGCCAAGAUGGCCAACGUGUAUCGACGACUCGGCGUGGUUCCGAACAAGUUCGAUCUCGGUCUGCUCAGGACUGCUGCUGCAAAGGAAGGGACACACUCGGUGCAGCAGCCCGAAUCUACUGCCACGGCUGAUGCGACCCCCACUCAGGCUGUUGCCACAGCAGAGCCCGCCGAGUCUGACGAAAGCCUAGUCAAGUCUUCUUAG
Sporisorium graminicola is the source of this 4734-nucleotide messenger RNA. RefSeq lists its product as uncharacterized. The transcript has 2 exons. Bases 1 to 4734 code for a protein of 1577 amino acids. Gene Ontology annotation, biological process: N-terminal peptidyl-methionine acetylation. Gene Ontology annotation, cellular component: NatC complex. The record is from RefSeq and is a predicted model, not a curated record. Lineage: Eukaryota; Fungi; Basidiomycota; Ustilaginomycetes; Ustilaginales; Ustilaginaceae. Gene Ontology annotation, molecular function: ATP binding; nucleic acid binding.